Messenger RNA from Paramecium sonneborni, 641 nucleotides. NCBI's taxonomy places the organism in Eukaryota, Ciliophora, Oligohymenophorea, Peniculida, Parameciidae. The record is from the annotation of a GenBank genome assembly.
AUAUGAAUCAAUUAAGAAAUUAGAGAGGCACAGACACCGAUGAAGUUUACAUAGAUCCAGAAAGAGGAGUAGCUAUAAAUGCUCGUUAAAUGAGUACUGAAUAGCAUUUCAAAUAUUAUAAAUCCUCAUUUAGUACAAUGAGACCUGAUUUGACUGAAUAUGAAUAUGAAGCAUUUGCAAAGAGAUUGAGAAUUGGUAAUUGAGAAUUUUAUUAUCAAGGUGAAUUGUUUUUAAAUCAUAUGAGAGUAUUUCUUAAUCAUGAAUCAGGUAGAAUUACAAAUCUUUAUCAUAUAAGUGCUAGAUUGGAUAAAGCUUUGGUAUUUGAUGCAUUACUAUAAUAAAGAACUAUUAAUAAUAAUACUUCCAAUUACGAACUCCUUUUAUUUUGGGUCAUAGAGCUAAUGCUAAUAGAAAUUGGGCUGAUGCAUCAAAGGUUGUCAAUUAUGUUGAGAAACAAUUAUUAAAAAUUACAAAAUAUGGUAACAAUAUCUAAUUUAUAAUUAAAGGCUUGGAUUAUCCUAAUUAUUAUGCCCCUAAAACUGCAUAAGAAUUGAAAUAGAGAGAAGACGAAAUUUAUGAGAGAUUUGUCAAAGAAAUGAGAAAACCUCCUGUCGUUGCAGCUUAAUGAAAUUUAUACAAAU